This is a messenger RNA of Anoplopoma fimbria (sablefish), 1196 nucleotides long. Its product is annotated as growth hormone-regulated TBC protein 1-A-like. Bases 47 to 982 code for a protein of 311 amino acids. Lineage: Eukaryota; Metazoa; Chordata; Actinopteri; Perciformes; Anoplopomatidae. The transcript is spliced from 7 exons. The record is from RefSeq and is a predicted model, not a curated record.
CCCCUAUGGCUUUGAGAGACGUCACGAUUUUGAAUCCUACAAGGAGAUGAUGAACGAGUAUGUAGCCGUCCUCAACAGGAGGUCGAUGAGAUGGUCCAAGCUCCUUCAGGAGAAACCACAUGUGGAGAAGAACUUGACAGUGAAAAGGUAUGUGCGUAAAGGCGUUCCCAAUGAGCUCCGUGCCAGGAUUUGGAUGGCAGCCAGCGGUGCACAGGAACGACUGGAGAGCAACCCGGGUUAUUUCCAGUCUCUGCUGGCCAUGGAGCACGACACCAAGCUGAAGGAAACCAUUCAUACAGACAUGCAUAGGACCUUUCCUGACAACGUCCUCUUCCAAAGCAAAGCAGAACCGAGCCUGCAGAGCGCUCUGUACAAUGUGCUGCUGGCCUAUGGACACCAUAAUACGGAAGUGGGGUACUGUCAGGGCAUGAACUUCAUUGCAGGCUACCUCAUGAUCAUCACCAAAGACGAAGAGAAGUGCUUCUGGCUCAUGGAUGCAUUGUUGGGCAGAAUGCUCCCAGACUUCUACAGUCCGGACAUGAUGGGCCUGAAGACGGACCAGGAGGUUCUCGGGGAGCUGGUGAAGGCUAAAGCUCCCGCAGUGGGACAGCUCAUGGCCCAGUAUCCCGGCAUAUGGACACUGGUGGUGUCACGUUGGUUCAUCUGCCUCUACAUUGACAUACUCCCAAUUGAGACAGUUUUGCGAGUUUGGGAUUGUCUUUUCUACGAGGGCUCCAAGGUUCUCUUCCGUGUCGCUCUGACUGUUAUUAUUCACCACCAGCCGGAGAUCCUUAGAGCUCGCUCUUUGGCUGAUGUGUGCGAGUGCUUCAAACAAAUCACCUGUGGAGCUUUCACUCUGGACUGCCACAACUUCAUGCAGAAAAUCUUUACAGAACCUGGGAGCCUGUCGAUGGCAACUAUCGAUAAACUCAGAGAGAAUUGUAGACAACGAAUACUGGAGGAAGAAUCUGGAAGGCCGUAAAGUUUCGGAUCCACCAUUCCCCCCUAUUUGACUGGAUUUCUAAAACUGGCAGCUUUCAUCAAGUUUAAGAAAAAUGACACCUUACUAUCAUUAACAAUUAUCUAUUACCAAAAGGACUACGGGUGGCUUGUUUGUUUUUCUUGCAUUUCAGUGUCAGAUACUACACUCUUGAGGAUGUUGUUUUUGAACCUUGAAUAAAAUGUAUUUAAAUCUU